CCUCAGUGAAGUUAAAGGUGUAAUCUCCUCCUUCAGGAUUCAAACCAGACACGUGCUGACAGCGAGGAUGUUUUCAUGCAGAAGGCUGCAGCACGGAUGACUCGGACUGGGCUGUAUGGGAUACAACGGCGUAACACAGAUAGAAGCAGGAGGAGAAGCUAAUUCGUCACACUUCCCUGAGCCAAAUCCCACACAGACCUGCAGACGGCUAGGACGUCCCUGUUAGACAACAGCCUGUACAAGUCUUUCUCCAUGAGCAGCAGUAACGUUAACAGAGGCAGCCGGUUCGGGAACGGGACAGUGGAAGAGGUCAAAGGUCUCACCAGACCGUCCGUGAGACCUGUACGGGUGGUCAGGCCAGUCAGCGCCAUCAGCUCCAAUGGCUCCUUCCUCCAGAUCAACCAUCUGCAAGGAGAGCUGGUCAGAAAGAGGAAGGAAUGCGAGGAUCUGAGAAAAGAAAACAAGUACUUAUCAAAUGAGAUCCAUAUCGAGAGGAUCACAAUGCGCACAGAGAAUGAGCUGACCAUGAGGAACCUCAGGAAUCUGAACCAGGAGCUGCAGGUUCAAGUCAAAGAGCUCAAACAGAAGCUGUAUCAGAGCCAGCAGAGAGCAACGUUGUGCUCACGAGCUGCAAGUGUGGCGGAGGAGUCCAGAGGAGAUGCAGAGAAGAGCAGGGCACUAGCUGAAGCUCGGGCCCUUGGGUGUCAGAGGGACAAAGAGGUGGCAGAGGCAGACAGGAGCCGCCUGAGUGAAGAACUACAGCAGCUUAAAAAAGAACACACUGAUAUGCAGGUUUUACUAGCGCAAACAGAGAAGAGUUAUUUUGAAACCAAGCUGAAGCUGGAUCGGGUGUCUGGGGAGAAACAGGCCCUGCUGCAAGAGAACAGGAGCCUGGAGGGAGACAGAGAUGACCUCCGACAAAAGCUGAGACAGAUAACAGAGGAAAAUGUCCAAAUUAAAGAGAGUGAGAUGAAUUUGAGGCGCAGGGCGAUAGCAUCGGAGGAGGAAAGCAAAAAGGCAAAUCAGGCUCAGCGGGAGGCCGAGGCCGAGAGGCGUCUGGCUGAGAAGGAGAGGCAGGAGAGAACAGCCGAGUGUCUCAGCUGGAGGGAGAAGCACCAGGACUUAUCCAACAAGUUCAGAGCUCAGGAGGACCUGAAGGCCCUGAGGCAGAACAAAGCAUGUCAAGCCAACAUCAAGAGUUAUUUCCUCUGCAUGACAGAAAGCGACCAGAGGGUUAAAAUUCUCAAAAACCAAGAUGGCAACCCAAGAAACUUCACAGAGGGAGACCCCGUGUUCAUCUCCACUCCUGAGUCCAGUCCUGACGAGCCUGAACGGAGUUCAUCCAGGACCAUGUUGAGGGUCUCUGCCCCACAAAUGGGGAGGGAUCUGGGUCCGAGUCACUUUGAUGAGCUGCCCGCCUUCGGAGGAGAGCGACCUGACUCUGCCCCUCUACGCAGAAGCAGAAAGGUGGUCGAAUACUUCUGGAUCCCUACAGACCAGGAAUAGACAGCAAUUAAAAGGUGAAACCUGCUUUGCUUGGUCAUGACAGCAGGUGGAGGAGACUUUUCGCAGGUCUUGAGUAUUAGUCAGAGGAAACGAUUUUGUUGGGCGAAAAGCUGAGAUGACAUGACAGACUCCCUCCAAACAUGCCAG
This is a messenger RNA of Micropterus dolomieu (smallmouth bass), 1653 nucleotides long. RefSeq names its product myosin-9. The record is from RefSeq and is a predicted model, not a curated record. The transcript has 11 exons. Bases 253 to 1506 code for a protein of 417 amino acids. Lineage: Eukaryota; Metazoa; Chordata; Actinopteri; Centrarchiformes; Centrarchidae.